GCGCGCCCAGCACGCCCGCUCCUGCGCGCCCCCAGCAGAUGCCAGUGCCCUGAGUCUGGGAGCUGGCGGGACGCUCUCCGGGUCGCUUACUCUGCCCCUCCUCGGUCGGGGCAGGUCCUCCCGGCCCGGCCCGAACAUGCUGGACGGCCUGAAGAUGGAGGAGAACUUCCAAAGCGCCAUUGAGACGUCGGCCUCCUUCUCCUCGCUGCUGGGCAGAGCGGUGAGCCCCAAGUCUGUCUGCGAGGGCUGUCAACGGGUCAUCUCGGACAGGUUUCUGCUGCGGCUCAACGACAGCUUCUGGCAUGAGCAGUGCGUGCAGUGUACCUCCUGCAAAGAGCCCCUGGAGACCACCUGCUUCUACCGGGACAAGAAGCUCUACUGCAAGUAUGACUACGAGAAGCUGUUUGCUGUCAAAUGCGGGGGCUGCUUUGAGGCCAUCGCGCCCAACGAGUUUGUGAUGCGGGCUCAGAAGAGCGUGUACCACCUGAGCUGCUUCUGCUGUUGUGUCUGCGAGCGGCAGCUCCAGAAGGGCGAUGAGUUUGUCCUGAAGGAGGGGCAGCUGCUCUGCAAAGGGGACUAUGAGAAGGAGAGGGAGCUGCUCAGCCUGGUGAGCCCGGCAGCCUCAGACUCAGGCAAAAGUGAUGAUGAAGAAAGUCUUUGCAAGUCAGCCCAUGGGGCAGGGAAAGGAGCCACUGAGGAUGGCAAGGACCAUAAGCGCCCUAAACGUCCCAGAACCAUCUUGACAACCCAACAGAGGAGAGCAUUCAAGGCCUCGUUUGAAGUAUCCUCCAAGCCGUGCAGGAAGGUGAGGGAGACUCUGGCUGCAGAGACAGGGCUGAGCGUCCGUGUCGUUCAGGUGUGGUUCCAGAACCAGAGAGCUAAGAUGAAGAAGCUGGCCCGGCGGCAGCAGCAGCAACAGCAAGAUCAACAGAACACCCAGAGGCUGAGCUCCGCUCAGACAAAUGGUGGCGGGAGCGCUGGGAUGGAAGGGAUCAUGAACCCCUACACCGCUCUGCCCACCCCACAGCAGCUCCUGGCCAUCGAGCAGAGCGUCUACAGCUCAGAUCCCUUCCGACAGGGUCUCACCCCACCCCAGAUGCCUGGAGACCACAUGCACCCCUAUGGUGCUGAGCCCCUUUUCCACGACCUGGACAGUGAUGACACCUCUCUCAGUAACCUGGGUGACUGCUUCCUAGCAACCUCAGAAGCCGGGCCCCUGCAGUCCAGAGUGGGAAACCCCAUUGACCACCUGUAUUCCAUGCAGAAUUCUUACUUCACCUCUUGAGUUCACCCCUCGAGUUCUCCGGCUAGGCUCCCAUUCUGGAACAACCGCAUUACAUGAGGGGUCAGCUGGCUUUAGGAUGGGGAGGCAGGGAAGAGGUGGGUUGGGGAGGGAGUUUUGUCCGGGAUGCUGUUGUAUAAUGAUAUGGUGUAGCUCGGCAUUUCCAAAGACUGAAUACAUUACGGAUUGCAUAGUUUAACGUUUCUAAUAAGAGUCUUAGUGUUAGGUAUGAAGAUGUGUUUAUCGUUAAGGACAGGGAUUUUAAAUAUAGGCAUUUUCAUGCAAACUAGAUACCUAGAGACCCCUAACAACUUCCCGCCAUUUUUGGGGAAGCUCUUUUCAAGAGGUGCAUAUGUCUACCCAUCCACACACCCACAGACAGACAGACAGACAGGUAGAUAGAUGUGUGCGUGAGUGUGUAACCUUUCAUACUUUAUCAUCAAAGUUUAUUCCUAAUUAUAACAGACACCAACUGUACAGCAAAAAGUAACUUUAUUUUCAGUGUGAACUAUAUUUAAGGAAAUGCUUGAUGCACUUAAGUUAUAAAAUGAGAUAAUUUACUUUUAUAAACUUUAUUUUGAGUUUGAAGAGACUUGUAGGCAGGGCAGAGAGCGCUGCUCCACCGAGGCCCCGUAGCUUUGAGUGCUUGAGUUCGUUCUGUUUUCAGAGAGUGUCACUGAGGUCUGGAGAGCAGCUCUGUGUGGCUGACAGUAUUCACUGGUGGAUUCUGGACUUGCGCUGUUUGAGGUGGAAUCACUGGGCUUGGGUGGGACAGAACAAUCCCUGAUCACGUCCUUAGAAAAUGUAAAGCCUAGAUUCUUCGGCUUUCUUUGAAAUUCAGACAUGUGGCUGAUGGGCAGUGCUGGGAAAGUCACUUCUGCUCUUGAACUUCACCAUCUGCAAGUGUGAGACGAGGCUGAUAGUAUGUACCUACCUCACUGGGGACGCUGAGGCUUCAUUCAACCCCAGGACACAUGAGCAGGGCUGAGACUAAUAUCUGAUAUUUGCUUAAAAUACAACCAGACCAGCCACUUGGCAAAGGAGGAUACCUGGGGCUGCAGAGCAGGAACCUGAGGGCAACUCUGCCUGCCACGGUCCCUUCUGCAAAGGCUGCACUGCAGAUACCAGCUCAGGGCAGCUUGGGGGGAUGCCAGAGGCCUUCGAUGGGAAGGAGGCUGUGACGGAUGGGUUGGACAGGGCAUCGUCAUGUUCUAGACCAGGAGCUGGCAAACCACAGCCCGCAGGCCUGUGUUUUAUGGCCUGCCUCCUAAGAAGAGUUUUUACAUUUUUAAAGGGUUGUAAAAAGCAAAGAGGAGAAGAAUAUGCAAUAGACUGUAUGUGGACCAGAAAGCCUGAAAUAGUUCCUAUCUGUCCUGUCUGGCUCUUUUCAUAAGAAGUUGUGCUGACUCCUUUUCCAGACGCUCUGUUUGCUAACAACCUCUUGGAGUUCGCAGAGGCGGAGGGGGUCCAGUUGGAAAGACAGGGCUCCUCCUUCCGGCUCACUUUCCGGGCCGCCGAGCACAGAAGACCCAGUUGCCAUUGUACACAGGGACAGUUCCACACCCUGUCCUCCAAUUGUGGUGCUAGGAUGGGCUACUUCUGUGAUAGGAGGCUUCCUGAGAAACCAGAAUGAGUUGAUGGGGAAGACGGAGGACUCCUCCAAGAGAGGCUGGGACAGGUUUGGCCUCACUCCUAGAGAUGUCACCAGUCAUCAGAGCUUCGGACACAGCUACUUGUCUCCAUCACUCUCUGCACGGCCAGAGGGAACACGCCCCCUUAUGGUAGAGUCGAUGUUGUAUGAUUUUUGUGCUCUUUUUUAUAAUUUAUGCAAACCACCCAGAAACCCAAACCAGUCUGUUGAGUGAAAAUCAUGCAGAUGCUAUAUGGCUCCGCAGGCUUCCAUGGUGAGAGGAUCAGUUGGAGAAAAGUAGCAGAUAUUUUGUGAGGGAAAAUGAAUAGAGAUCCUUAUUCCACUCCUUAAUGGCAUACCAAGGUGAAAUUAAAAACCUCUUACAAAUGAGCUGGUGUUUAUUCAGGGGCAGGGGUGAUGGGCUGGGGGUUGGGGGACCAGGAUGUUUUGUCAACAGCGGGGGAAGCUUUGCAUGAAGGGAAAGCGUGACUAAGUGACGACAGCAAAACAGAAGGAGAAAGCGGCUUUUACCCUCCUGCCAAGAUGGACUCAGAGACCUCACUCUUUACAGACACCCCUCCAGAAGGAGGCACUGGCAACACUCCACCCUCACCAGCAAGU
Molecule: messenger RNA, 3533 nt
Organism: Globicephala melas (long-finned pilot whale)
Lineage: Eukaryota; Metazoa; Chordata; Mammalia; Artiodactyla; Delphinidae
Gene: LMX1A
Product: LIM homeobox transcription factor 1 alpha
Biological process (GO): neuron differentiation; regulation of transcription by RNA polymerase II
Cellular component (GO): nucleus
Molecular function (GO): DNA-binding transcription factor activity, RNA polymerase II-specific; RNA polymerase II transcription regulatory region sequence-specific DNA binding
Source: RefSeq, a predicted model, not a curated record